AUGUGGGUGGGGUCGCGGGUGGCGGCGUGGGCGGCGGUGUGGGUGAGUGUAGGCGUGCGGGCGUGCCUGGGGGCGUGCACCAUGGCUGAGUUUCCCUGCAGGAACAAGCAGUGCGUCAGCCUGGACCUCUACUGCGACGGUCACCCGGACUGUGACGACGGCAGCGACGAACCGAACGCCUGCUCGCCGUGCAACCGGACGUACUACGGGCGAGUGGGGUCGACGUACACCCUGCAGGUGUCCAAGCCCACCAGGGGGACUCUGCCUCACUUCUGCCAGCUCACCUUCAUCGCCUCCGGGGACAUGUACGGGGACCUCGUCCAGCUCAGCAUCGACAAGUUCAACCUGGGCAGGUGA
Molecule: messenger RNA, 357 nt
Organism: Procambarus clarkii (red swamp crayfish)
Lineage: Eukaryota; Metazoa; Arthropoda; Malacostraca; Decapoda; Cambaridae
Source: RefSeq, a predicted model, not a curated record